AUGUCAGCCCGUUCCUCGUUUGAUGGUUUUAUCACUCGCAGUCUUACGGAAUUGUCUCAGGCCGCAUUCGGUCUUAAUGAAAGCAAGUUACCGCCGUACCUUCAAAGCAGCCCAGCUAAGGAGAAAUUAGAGUUUUUCGUUCAACAGGCUUAUUGUCCUCAUGUUAUCACUCUUGCUACACGAGAGGCGGAUACAUUUCUUCAAUGCAAAGGAUUCCGGGAUUUGGUAGAUUUCUUGAGACCAUUUGGUGACAACAUAGAUGGACGUUUAGAGAACAAAAUUCGUGGAGAGAAGGCCUUUAGGAACCUCAAAUUCUCACUUAGAUUUGUUCCACUUAAUGCCGUACGUUCCCCUCAACAGAUUAUGAAUGACAAACUUGCUCGGAAAUCUUUUGAUACUUCUCCCCCUUCAAAAUAUGCAAACUGCUUGCCUAGUGGUAAUCUGGCAACCCUACAAACGGUCACAGAGCGGUUUGUUGAUUAUUUUUCCGAGAAUGAGUUAGGUGAGGAUGUUGAUCCGUCGUCACCGUUUUAUUACUUUUUCCAACGGCUGCUUUCUGGAAUACCAGUUAGCGCCCAUGAAACAUUUGCACAUCCGGUUGCCUCAUUGCUAGUGGUGACUUCACACAGUGUAAAUCCUUUGGAAGAUUUUAUGCAGUUAUAUAAACAAUUGAACUCAGCAGCAUUUCCCCAUUUCGUAUCUAGAGACUUGGUUCAUUGCUACAUAUACCUGCAUGAUGAUGAGAACUCAGAUUUACAGAAAUCGGUGGAGGCUUUUGAGUUGGUGAGAAGAAGUUUUGGAGCAAAUUGUUACUUCUUGAAGUUCUCUUCUUUAAAAGAUGCUGUUGCGGAUAAUAAAAGUGAUAUUGACCUGCAACAAGAAGUGAACGGAACACAGUGGAAAUCUGCUUCAGAGUUGAUGAUUGAGAUUGAAACCGGAAAUAAUGCCUUUGACGAAGUCCAUCUACUUCCUUUACCCGACAUUUUAGCAAUAAAAAAGGUUGUCUACGAUAUGCUUAACGAAAGUAUUAUUCCAUACAUGCAAAGAUGCGUACACUUAUGGACUGAAAGAUUAUCUGCUUAUCGAGGUUCCUUUACAAGCAAGCUCUUGCUUGUUUCCAGGAAGUACUUUUCUCGUCAAUCAGCUCCAACGGAUUAUGGCCAUUAUGAUCCUACUACUUCUUGUUAUUUUCCUGACAAGCCAGAAGCACAGCUCAGAAGACUGGCAGAUCACCAUUUUAUGCUUAGAGACUACAAAGUUGCCUCUGAAAUUUAUGAAUCCUUAGAGAAAACGUUUUCGGAUGAUAAGGCCUGGUGCUAUUUAGCAUCUUGCCAGGAGAUGCAUGCCGUCUCCAUGCUUAUGCAAACCCAGCUCCUUACACAGAAGAACCGGAGCGUUUAUUUAUACCCCUUACUGGAACAAUCGAUGCAAACUUACAUCGAUCGGUGCCAUAUGCCCUAUUUUGCUAUCAGGGCGCUCGUAACUGUCUGUUCUUUAUUAUCUACACGGCCCGGUUUGUCCGUAGAUGACUCCGUUCGUUGGUUUUCUCGGUUAUUUGAGUUUAAUCUAUUCAGCGCCUUUGGUACAGCAUUUUGGUCUACCUGUAUUGCAACUUUGUACUCAUCUAAAGAUUCGGAAAGUGAGUCUUCUUUUGGUCAACGAAAGCGAAAAACGGCUUUUUGGUACUUGGUAAGUACCAGUUAUUGGCUUUCUUUAAAUCGGCCACGGAUGGCGAACCUUUGUUUGCAAUACGCUUAUGAAGUUUAUGAAACGUCGCAUUGGGAUGAAUUACGGGUAACAAUUAAAAACCUGAAAGAUCAAUUAGAACAUAGUUUAGAGUAA
Molecule: messenger RNA, 1842 nt
Organism: Schizosaccharomyces japonicus yFS275
Lineage: Eukaryota; Fungi; Ascomycota; Schizosaccharomycetes; Schizosaccharomycetales; Schizosaccharomycetaceae
Product: TRAPP complex subunit Trs85
Exons: 1
Coding region: 1-1842 (613 amino acids)
Source: RefSeq, a predicted model, not a curated record